GCCUCCUACGGUCCUCGCUCCGGGCCUCGGACUCCCACCGUGCGGGCUCGCAGGUGCUGCCGCCGCUUUCCCACCGAUCAUGGGGCUGCCUCGCCGAGCGCGGGACGCUGCAGAGCUGCGCAAGAGCCUGAAGCCGUUGCUGGAAAAGCGACGCCGUGCGCGCAUCAACGAGAGCCUCAGCCAGCUCAGGGGGCUCAUCCUGCCGCUGCUGGGCAGGGAGAACUCCCGCUGCUCGAAACUGGAGAAGGCUGACAUCCUGGAAAUGACCGUGCGCUUCCUGCAGGAGCUGCCUAGGUCUUCCUGCCCUGCGGCAUCGCCUGCGCCCUCCGACAGCUACCGCGACGGCUACAGUGCCUGUGUGGCGCGCCUGGCUUGCGUGCUGCCCGCCUGCCAGGUCCUGGAGCCCGCGGUGAGCGCACGCCUGCUGGAGCACCUCCGACGGCGAGUGGCCGGCGCCACCUCCGACAGCGCAGGGGACUCCCGGGGCCCGCCCUCGGCUGCCUGGCCACCGGCACCCCCACCUGCGCCCUCACCGCCUGCACCUCUGUGCUGCUCGAGCCUCUGGCGGCCGUGGUAGCCUCCUUGCUGGUCCACGGACGCUGCUGAUUAUGAGGGAGCUGGAGCGCUGGGCAGGCUGAAGCUCUUGGUGGCUGCUGUUCCCACCAGGGAUGAGUCCAAUACCCACAUCCCCGCCGGAUCCCGGAUGUUUGUGACCAAGGUGGCAGACUGAUAGCUGCAGGGGCUCAGCUCCAGGAAAUAAGGGGAGUGGCCCUGUUUCACCCCCAGCUUGGUGAUGUCUGGCCAGAGGAGAAGGUCAAGUGCCUGUAAGAUGAGGAGCCCCCUGACCAAGCUGGUGGAGAUGGUUCUGGAACUGGGCCAACAACCAAGGUCUGGGUCCCGACACACCUGCCCAGUGCUGGCACCACACCAAGGCCUGAGCCAGGAGCUCACCUGGGCCAGGUGCAGGUGCCCUCCCAGCCCUGCCCAGGCCUAUUUCUGUCCAGAUGGGCUUCAGCACCUAUGGGCACACAGCAGCAACGGUUGGAGGGGCUUUGGUCACUCCCAAGGCUCUGCGGAGGACCAGAGCAGGGCAAAGGGACACAUGGGCUUGGGAGCCAACACUACCACUCACAGCCUCUCCUGCCCAAGGCUUCCAGUCAUAGAGGCAGUGUACAUCCAGAGAUCUGUGCUGCCCGGCAGGAGGGCUUCCUUAGGUGGUCUUGGAAAGGAUUUGUUUCUCAAGCAUUGACUUAACACCUGUGUAUUACACACCUGGGCAGGUGCUCUUGCAGUGUGGGGAAGUUGUGGGGCAAGAAUGAAGCUGCCCUGUGGCCUCAAGAAUGCGUCUGGCUUUGGAGAGUCUGACCCAGCACAGAGACAGUGCCAGUGUGGGGUGAGCAGGGGCCAUCCCACUGCACGGCAGGGACUGAAAGAACAGCAGCAGGUUAAGGUAUCAGAAACACCUUUCCUUAUUUUCUCUUGCAAACUACUCCCUGUUGCUCCUCAGGACUGUCUACUGGGAGCAACUUGUUCUUAAGACUUCUUUCUCAGAAGCCGGGAGGCCUGGGGUGGGGCCUGCUAAUCCAGGUAGUGAGUGCCUAAGAAGGCAGGAGCCCCUGCAGCCCACGGUUAGGCACACUCCUAGCAUUUCACCAGGUUUGCUGAGAGUGCACAGGGGGAAUUCUUCUCACAGCUCCCAGAGGACCCUGUGCUAGGGACUCAACUAUAGAGGCAAGAAGACAGAACUGUUGGGAGGAGGGGAUGAGCACUAAAUCAGACUGCACCACACAAGCCAUGACCUUGGGUCUGGUUGCGAGGCAGGAUAUGGAGGAAGCUCUGGGCAUUAUUGAAACAUUUAAUGUGAAAAUGUCAGGGUGAGGCCCCCAGUAAGGCUGUGCUCUCUUCCCAUUUUUCAGGGCCUAGCUGGCUGGACUGUGGGCUCCUGAGGGUGCUUCUAUGUCCCCAAGGCACUGGAUGCAUAGUGGGCGCUGAAUGAACAUGGUGGACUAAUGGGCAGGGGGUGUGAUUCAACCACACAGUACUGAACUUGGGACCAUCUGUCUUUUGCUUACAUAUUUACUCCUCAGGGACAAAUGUUGGGGAGGGUCCGGAGAGGAGGGAGGACAGUUCUUUCUUAUUUUGCCUGUUCCUGGGAGUCAGUGCUUGCUGCCACUGCCUUGUUGGACCGCAAGGGUUAAAUAGAGAGUGAGAUAACCCAUAGCCCAAGCCCACCCAUGACUCCCAGGUCCCUCCUUGUACCUGGAACCCUAAAUGAGGCAUGCACAGGACACGCUCCUUGGCUCCAUAAAUAAGAACUCUCAGUGUAGGUUUAAAUGCUACAAGCCAACCAACCAGGGACCCUGGCCUCUUUUCAGCCAGGCCUGCCACUUCUGGCUUCUGAGUGUGGGUGACUUGUGUUGAUCUGGCCCCAGUCAAGUGACAGAGUGGAUAGGCCAGUGACUCACAGAGCCAGUACUCUGGGGAAGCUGAGUCAGGAGGCCAGCCAGGUCCUGGCAGGGAGCCAGGGCAUGCCCAGGCAGUUGAGGUUCUGCACCCCAGGUAAGAAGCCAGAGUUUCUCAGCAGGAAUAUGCAAGAGCUGCCCAGAAGUUCUCGUUUGGUGCCCAAGCUGGGCUUGUGAAAUUCGGACACCAAAAACAUCCUCUUCCACAAGGUGCCUGUGGGCACCUCCUCCUGGACGCUCCUCAGGUGUCCCCAGAGUCCUGUCUGAUGGCCAAAGGUGAGCACAGGGCAGUAGGCUUUAGUAGGAAGGAGGCUGCUUCAAUCAGGGACAUUUUAUGACCCUUAACAAGUCCUACACCUUGCCCAAUGGCCAGUUCUUCAAAUGCUUAUUUUGAGAUGAUUCCAUUUUUGAAUCUGCCUGUCUGGUUAUAUCCCAGCUGAAGAAAAGGCUCCCAUGUCUCUCUCUCAUAAAACUAGUAGGUGAGGUCAGACAUGGUGUUUCAGGCCUGCAAUCCCAGCACUCUGGGAGGCCUAGGCAGGAAGAUCCCUUGAGCUCAGAAGGUCAAGAUCAGCCUGAGUAAGAGUAAGAACUCAUCUCUACUAAAAAUAGAAAAAUAAGCCAGAUGUGGUAGCUACUGGAGAGGCUGAGGUAGGAGAAUUGCUUGAAGUUUAAGGUUGUGUCAAGCUACUUAUACAUGUAUGAUGAUGCCACUACAAUCUAUCUGGGGUGACAGAGCAAGACUAUGUCUCAAAAACAAACAGGGGCAGGAGCAGUGGCUAACACCUGUAAUCCUAGCAUUCUGGGAGGCCAAGAUGGGUGCAUUGAUUGAGCUCAGCAGUUGAAGACUAGCCUGAGAAAGAGUAAGAUCCUGUAUCUAACAUAGCCAGGUACUGUGGCAGGUGCCUGUAGUCCCAGCUACUUGGGAGGCUGAGGCCAGAGAAUCACUUGAACCCAGGAGUUUGAGGUUGCUUUGAGCUCUGACACCAUGGCACUCUAACAACUAUGGCAAAGUGAGACCCUGUUCCCCCCCCUAAAAAAAAACCCAAAACAAAACAAAUAAAGAAAACUCAUGGGUGAAAUGAUUCCAUGGCUCAAGGAAACCUGGAGAGCUGGCUGUUGGGGAACCUAUCUUUGAGGAGAUGGGGCACUGGGACAGGUGCCGACCUGUUUUUCUGGACCAGGUAGUUAGGAGAAGUCACGUCUUCUUUCCAUGAGAAUGAGGACAGAGUGGACUGUCAAGGAGGACUCUCUCAUCAGCAUUUACAAAUUGCUGUGCCCCACCUGUGACCUCAGACUCCUGCUGGAGAGUUUCCCCCACACCACUCCCGGAGCCUGCAGGGACUGUCUGGAAGAACCAUUCCCAUGACAGAUACAAGAAUAAUGAAAAAGAUUGAAAUAGUUCAAGGAUUGCCAAAAUGUGACACAGAGAUACAAAGUGAGCACACGCUGCUGGGAAAAUUGUGCCGAUAAAGCUGUUUAACCCUGGGGUUCCACAAAGGUUCAAUUUGUAAAAAAUGCGCUGUGUGUGAUGUACAAUAAAGCA
Messenger RNA from Nycticebus coucang (slow loris), 4005 nucleotides. It is a transcript of the gene HES2, whose product is annotated as hes family bHLH transcription factor 2. Gene Ontology annotation, cellular component: nucleus. The record is from RefSeq and is a predicted model, not a curated record. Lineage: Eukaryota; Metazoa; Chordata; Mammalia; Primates; Lorisidae. Gene Ontology annotation, biological process: regulation of neurogenesis; regulation of transcription by RNA polymerase II; anterior/posterior pattern specification. The coding region runs from base 80 to 577 and encodes 165 amino acids. Gene Ontology annotation, molecular function: protein dimerization activity; RNA polymerase II cis-regulatory region sequence-specific DNA binding; DNA-binding transcription factor activity, RNA polymerase II-specific. The transcript has 4 exons.